CGUUACUUUUCGCUCUUUCCUAACGACUUCCUUUCAACAACCACUUCUUAUUCCGACGAUUUCGGUCAAGAAAAGGUUCAUCAUACCCUCCUCACCAACUCAUAAAACAUCUCUUAACUAAAUUUCCCCUUUUUUCUCAAAUGCCUGUUUGCCGACCUCGACCCCAUGACAAACCCCCUCGUCUUCUCCUUGCGACGCGCUGAUUACGACUCCCGAUCAUCGCCAUAUCUCUUCUAUAACCUUUUCGAACAUUAAAGAAACCAUGGCACCGAGCCCGAGAACACCGCGGCAAUCCGCUCUCGCCCGCCCACGCGGCCGACCGAGAGGCUCUGUUAACACUGUGCGACGCGUUAGAGACGGCAGCAUCGUCGCGGCUACCGAGCCCCCUCCCAAGCGCCGCCGAUACGCAGCUAUAAACUCUGGAAGUGUGAGCAGGUUCAAUGAUGCAAUCGGCAAUGGACCAGGUGACGCUGCUCCUGCGACUACUGGUCGCUCGAGAAAGCGACACAGUGCGAUUUCCCCCACCGGUUACCCUAGACGCGAACGCAGUACUCGUACCCGCACUGCUACCCGAGUCGAAGCUGGAGAUGAAAUGCAAAUAAGCUCUGCUGCUGCUGUAGCUGCCGCGGUCGUGCACAGUGAAGGAUACAAGCCUAGAGAAGAACGUGGUUGGGAAGAGUUCCACCCAAACCUCGAUAUAGAUGCUACGUUUAUGUUGUUCCACGCCGAAGACGUGGACGGAACUGCCAAACCAGCACUAGACACGACUGUCUCCGGCCUUGCUACUGUGGAUAAUACCGAAUCUGGCGGUCCUUCGACGGACCCGAAAGUAGUGUCCAACCCCUUCUUAAACCCCCCAAAUACUGUCACGAACAACCCAGUGGCUCCUAGUACACUUGCCAUCACACCAUCUAGGAGACGUGGUGGCCGACUACCACGAGGAGAAUCACUAUACGCUACUCGCGGGGAACAGCAAGUGGCACCAAACACUCCCACUCCUCUCCCCAUUCAUGGCCAGAAUAACAAGGAGAAACUCGAUCUUAAGCAUCCUUCUUAUCGAAAGACAGACCGCAUCUUGCUCUUUGAGAGCAAAACAUUUGGUCAGGCUCGAUACGUUGACAAAUCUAUGAUGAAUGUUGGAUAUCAAGAGAGCGACAACUUUAUUCGCCCAGAGCGAAGACUGAUCAAGGCCAGCGAUACCAACAUUGAAGAUGAAGCUGAACAGGCUGCCGUCGUCAAGGCUGAUGUGGAUUCGGUACCUCAGCCAACCCAUAAUCUAAGCCGUGUCGAGUACGACAUGGACGAACAGGAUGACAUGUGGCUAGAAUCGUACAAUGCGCAUCGAAAGUCACAGGGCUGGAACCCAGUCACUCGUGAAAUCUUCGAAAUCAUCAUCACUAGAAUUGAAAAGGAGUGGCAUGCGCUAGAGAAGAGAAUCCCGAAGCCUAACCCGAAGCCACCACAGACCCAUCGUCCUCGAUCAAGCUCCGCUGCAGCAGUUAAUGGCGAGCCGCAGGCUGGAGAAGAGCAGGAUAGUAAAUGCGCGAUUUGCGAUGACGGCGAUUGCGAGAACACGAACGCAAUUGUUUUUUGCGAUGGAUGCGAUCUUGCGGUCCACCAAGAGUGUUAUGGUGUUCCAUAUAUUCCGGAGGGUCAAUGGUUAUGCAGGAAAUGUCAGCUUAUUGGUCGUGGCUUUCCGACUUGUAUCUUCUGCCCUAAUUCCGAUGGGGCCUUCAAACAGACGAAUUCUUCCAAAUGGGCGCAUUUGCUCUGUGCUAUGUGGAUUCCAGAGGUGACACUGGGCAAUCACACCUUUAUGGAACCCGUCAUGGACGUGGAUAAGGUCCCGAAGAGCCGCUGGAAGUUGACCUGUUACAUUUGCAACCAACAGAUGGGUGCCUGCAUACAAUGCGGUAAUAAGGCAUGUUAUCAGGCAUUCCAUGUCACCUGUGCCCGCCGCGCCCGGCUAUUCUUGAAAAUGAAGAAUAGCUCGGGCGCUUUAGACGUGCUUGACGGCAGCACCAACCUCAAGGCGCUUUGUGAUAAGCAUUGCCCUUCCGAGUAUGCAAAGGAGAAUGACGUAGUUCGCGCUACCAAGCGGGCCAAGAAGUUUUACAGGAAGACGAUGAAGGGGCGUAUCUGGGCUAAUAGCCGCGCCAAAGCCAUGUCUCUUGCUGCAUCCCAUCGCAAUGCUAUCACUGAACACCCGCCCGACGAAUCGCAAAUGACGGGUGCGAAGAUGUCUGCCGUACUGGGAGCUAAAAAGGGACAAGCAGGAAAAUCCAUAUGGAAACUACCUUCCGGAGCUCCUGUAAUACCACAAGCGGUGUUCGAAAUUGUGGAAGCAUCGCUACAGCGCUUCACUUUUCUCAAGCGUAAGGAGUUUGUUAGUGACGCUUGCCGUUACUGGACAUUGAAGCGCGAAAUGCGUCGUGGCGCCGCGCUUCUUAAACGCUUGCAACUGCAGAUGGAGACUUUUUCCUCUAUGGAACUCACUCGACGCAACUUUGCAGCCAUGGGCCCUUCAGGCAAAGCUCGCUUGUCGAGACGAAUCGAAUUUUCCGAGACCUUGAUCAAAGACAUAGAGCAGCUCAAGGUCUUGUCGGAGCAAUUGGUCCAACGAGAGAAAAGAAAGCUCGAAGCUGCCGAGAUAGAACAAGAAUUCGUCGACACAUGCUACUUCCCUAUACACAAAAUGCUCCCACCAAUCGUGGAGAAAGCCAUAACGCUGGAUAAAAAUCUAUUCCACGACGGGCUUCUAAAAUUAUCAAACAGAAUCGAUGAGCGUUUCUACAUUACCACCCUAACCUUUGCUCACGAUCUCUGCGACGUGAUCAAUGUCGGUGUUAACACUGAGCCUAAGUCUUUACCUGAUGCUCAGCAAAAAGUCGGUCUAGUUGCUCCCGCGAUAUCUAAAUCCGACUUCUCAGAUUACCGCGACCGGAAAAAGCUUGGCAAACGAAUACUUAAGUCAGUUCAGCCCCAGCUAGAGACAGCGCUACGCCUCGAGUCUGAAGCUGCUCAUAAGCCCUUCGAGGCCAUGAAACUACAACUAGAGUCCAUGAUGGAAGCGAGCCUUGAAUUACGCCAGCAAACUGCUGGCCAAGGAAAUGUCGAAUCCGAACAAAGUCAGGACGUCAUCAUGGUAGACUCAGCCGCUGCAGAGAUCACUGUUGGUGGCCCAGCCGAUGGUAUAGCCAUUACAGAAGAGGCCUCUGGUGAUCUUCCCAUGGCCGAAGCUGGCGGUAGCGGUAAUAUCGAGGUCAACACGUCUGGAUUCGAAGUGGCUGAUGAGAUGGAAGGGGUUCAGGCGUCUACCAAUAUUAUAUCCAGCCGGGAAACAACACAAAUAGUGAUAACCAAAUCGGAGCCCAUGCCAGGCGAUAGCAUGCAAUCGAUAGAUACCCCACCGGCAAUGAAUGGCUAUGUGGGCGCAGCACCUUCAUUACAACCCGCUCCUCCUACCCCUCCACAGUCCAACGGUAGCUUGGGACACCAACCGAAUGACCCCCUCACCGACGGUGGCGUCGUGUGGUACUUGCAAGAUUUCGAACCCGAGGGAACUUCAGCGAUCCAGGAGCAAUGGCAAGGAAGAGAUGCCGUCCGCAGCCUUAGUGAGGAGCUUACUGAGAUCGAUGAUGAUGAACUCAAGGGACUCGGGGUCGAAAUCAACGAAGAUAGUAUCACGGCCUCACCCGCUAAUACCACCGAAACCGUGGAACCGGCUGCUACCGCCGCCCCCGCCACGGUCAGUCCUACUAAGAAGAGCGGUACCAAGGCAAAAAGGCGUAAGGCGCCUUACCGCCGACGCUAGAUAAUACCCGAAUACCCCUAAUAUUGUACCAAUAAGCACGAUUGGGUUUGCCCCGCCUCUAAUAUUUACUCAUUUUCUCCUUUAAACUGUAU
Molecule: messenger RNA, 3906 nt
Organism: Hypoxylon fragiforme
Lineage: Eukaryota; Fungi; Ascomycota; Sordariomycetes; Xylariales; Hypoxylaceae
Product: bromodomain and PHD finger-containing protein
Exons: 3
Coding region: 263-3814 (1183 amino acids)
Biological process (GO): regulation of transcription by RNA polymerase II
Source: RefSeq, a predicted model, not a curated record